AUGGAUCAAAUUUGGAGAAAUUUACCACCUAUUACCAAAUCAUGGUGUGUUUCAAUAGCAACUACAAGUGCACUUAUGUCAACUAACAGGUUUAAACUUAUGAAUUUGAUUUUCCUUCCGGAUAAAGCUUUCAGUAAUCAAACAUGGAGAUUAAUUACUUCAUUUUGUACAUUUGAUGAAUUAUCAAUGCAAUUAUUAUUUGAAUUAUUCUUGGUAAGUGAUUCUUGUGGUAAAGUAGAAGAAUCAUUUUCUACAAAUCCUGCAUUAAUACCAGAACGAAUAAUUGAUAAUUUCAAUGAUAAUCAACGGGAAGUAUUAAAUGUAUAUAUUGAACGAAACCGUGCCAUUGAUUUCUUGUAUUAUUUUGUUCAAUUAGGUGUUUCUAUAAUAAUUGGAGCAAGCUUAAUCCAUUAUAAAUUGGGUUUAACAAUUGCUUCAUUAGGAGCAGUAAUGUGUCGUGUUUUAAUUUAUAUUGAUGCCCAAAAUAGUCCUGAUGAAUUGAUUAAUAUUAUGGGAUUUUUCACAUUUAAAAAAGCAUAUUAUCCAUGGAUUGAAGCUAUUUUAACCAUUUCUUUAAAAGGUGGAUUAGAUGAAGAAUUUUCAAACUUCGUGAAUGGGACUUAUAUCAUUCCUCGUAGUCUUAUGGUGUGGUUUUAUUUAUUGAUUUUUACAGUGGGGCAUUUUUGGUGGAGUACCAGAGAUCUUUUAUUGCCAGCGGUUCAUCAUUAUGAUAAUAAUGAAAGAAGAAGAAAAUUGAAAAGGCAAGCAUUGAAUAAAUCAGGUGUUUACAAAAUAGAUGUUGUUAAAGAAGUUUUGUCAUGGUUGUUAUUACCUCCUUGGUAUUGGUUUAUCCUUCGAGAAAUCAAAAACAGAAGAAACUAG
Molecule: messenger RNA, 882 nt
Organism: Candida tropicalis MYA-3404
Lineage: Eukaryota; Fungi; Ascomycota; Pichiomycetes; Serinales; Debaryomycetaceae
Exons: 1
Coding region: 1-882 (293 amino acids)
Biological process (GO): endoplasmic reticulum unfolded protein response
Cellular component (GO): endoplasmic reticulum membrane; Hrd1p ubiquitin ligase ERAD-L complex
Molecular function (GO): misfolded protein binding; ubiquitin-specific protease binding
Source: RefSeq, a predicted model, not a curated record